UGACUCCGCUCCUCCUGCAUGUCCCCAGCAGACCCUGCCAGGAGGCGCAGAGAGGAGCAGCGGACUGAGGAGCAGGGACAGCUUUACUGCUCUGGAGGCUGGGGGUCCAGGCAGCUCCUUAAAUGUUGGAGGAGGACCAGGAGGACAACCGGAGAGGAGCAGGAGGAGCAGCAGAGAGCGCUGCCUCCACCUGAGGAGCAGAAGAUGAGGCUGGUGGUGCUGCUGCUGCUGCUGCAGGGCGGAGAGUGUGCAGGUUCGGGCCGUGGGGGGGCCGACACCCAGCGGUGUCAGUACUACAACGUGAACUAUGAGAUGGAGAAGACCAAUCAGAGCGGAGUGGAGGUGUGUGAGGGCGAAGCCGACAAACGCUCCCACUGCUACGCCUCCUGGAGGAACGCCUCGGGCGCCAUCCAGCUGGUGAAGAAAGGAUGCUGGCUGGACGACUUCAACUGCUACGACCGGUCGGACUGCGUGGCGACGGAGGACAAUCCUGAGGUCUUCUUCUGUUGCUGUGAAGGAAACUUCUGCAAUGAGAAGUUCAUCCACCUGCCAGACCCCCGCAGCCCAGUGAUCAAGGCUCCGCCCAGCAGCGUGGACGUGUUAAACGUGCUGAUUUACUGUCUGUCGCCUGCCGCCAUGCUGUCGGUGGUUCUGCUCAUCGCCGUCUGGAUGUACCGCCACCGCAAACCCCCGUAUGGACAUGUGGACAUCAGCGAGGAUCCCGGGGCCCCCCCUGGCUCCCCCCUGCUGAGUCUGAAGCCCCUGCAGUUGCUUGAGGUGAAGGCUAUGGGGCGCUUCGGCUGCGUGUGGAAGGGCCAGAUCCUGAACGAAUACGUGGCCGUGAAGAUCUUCCCAAUCCAGAACAAGGAGUCGUGGCAGAACGAGAGAGACGUGUUCCUGACGCCGGGAAUGAGGCACGAGAACAUCCUGAGAUUCAUCGGAGCAGAGAGACGAGGGAGUCACCCGGAGAGCGAGCUGUGGCUCAUCAGCGAGUUCCACGAGAGGGGCUCUCUGUCCGACUUCCUGAAGGGGAACGUGGUCAGCUGGUCCGAGCUGUGCCACAUCGCUGAGUCCAUGGCCCGCGGCCUGGCGUACCUCCAUGAGGACAUCCCCCACCUGAAGGGAGACCGACAUAAACCGGCCAUCGCUCACAGGGACUUUAAGAGCAAGAACAUCAUCCUGCGCUCCGACCUCACCGCCGUCAUCGCUGACUUCGGCCUGGCUGUUUGCUUUGAGGCGGGGGAACCGCCUGGAGAAACGCACGGACAGGUGGGCACCAGGCGCUACAUGGCCCCAGAGGUCCUAGAGGGCGCCAUCAACUUCCAGAGAGACGCCUUCCUGCGGAUCGACAUGUACGCCGUGGGGCUGGUGCUGUGGGAGGUGGUGAGCCGCUGCAGGGCAGCCGACGGUCCAUUGGAUCAGUACUUGCUGCCGUUUGAGGAGGAGGUGGGUCAGCAUCCGACCCUGGAGGACCUGCAGGAGGUGGUGGUCCACAAGAAGAUGAGACCCACCAUCAAAGAACUGUGGCUCAAACACAGCGGUCUGGCUCAGAUCUGUGAGACCGUGGAGGAAUGCUGGGACCACGACGCCGAAGCUCGCCUGUCAGCCGGCUGCGUGGAGGAGAGGAUCUCCCAGAUCCGCCGCCACGCCGCCGCCACCACCGCGCCUACCUCCGACGCCAACGCAGCUGUCACCAUGGUGACCAACCUGGAGCCGCCGCCUAAAGAGUCCAGCCUCUGAGGAGGAGACCCAGACCGGUUCUGGUUCUGAUCCCCCUCCUGGACCUCCGAGUACCUCAGGUUUUCUGCUGGAUUCCACACGGCGUCUGCCGACCCGCGAAUGUUUCCCACCGAAAUGCUGCAGAGCCGCCAUGUUGCCAUGGAGACCGCUCCAGCUGGAGGCGAGGACCUUUUUUAUUUUUUUAGAGUCAUUAGUGUUUUAUCGGUUGACAUGACCUCAGACAAACCUUCGGAUCCAACGGGUCUAACCUUCAAAGACAGAAACAGGAAGUGAUGUCAGAAGGGAAACCAGACGGCUGCUCCGUUUCAGGAAAAAUUUGUCAG
Molecule: messenger RNA, 2063 nt
Organism: Cyprinodon variegatus (sheepshead minnow)
Lineage: Eukaryota; Metazoa; Chordata; Actinopteri; Cyprinodontiformes; Cyprinodontidae
Gene: acvr2b
Product: activin A receptor type IIB
Exons: 11
Coding region: 19-1740 (573 amino acids)
Biological process (GO): cellular response to growth factor stimulus; protein phosphorylation; activin receptor signaling pathway
Cellular component (GO): plasma membrane; activin receptor complex
Molecular function (GO): activin binding; activin receptor activity; ATP binding
Source: RefSeq, a predicted model, not a curated record